This is a messenger RNA of Lytechinus pictus (painted urchin), 3547 nucleotides long. RefSeq names its product LHFPL tetraspan subfamily member 3 protein-like. The record is from RefSeq and is a predicted model, not a curated record. Lineage: Eukaryota; Metazoa; Echinodermata; Echinoidea; Temnopleuroida; Toxopneustidae. The transcript has 5 exons. Gene Ontology annotation, cellular component: plasma membrane. Bases 188 to 1066 code for a protein of 292 amino acids. Gene Ontology annotation, biological process: sensory perception of sound.
CAGUGCAAAGUAAACACCAGGCAUUUCACGGCUCAGUCCAUAUCUGCAGCAACUCGGAACGUUCAUAUUCGUUUGUUCAUAUACACGCAGGUAGAGUCGGAAUAUUAUUCUGCAUGCGACGAAUGGUGCCAAUAUUUCGUCGCCAUCCGUGCUUGUAAUCUUGUAGAGGAUAUCUCGUCUACUGAAGAUGGCAAACGAACAGACUAAAGAAGAGACUUAUGCUUAUUACUACCACACGAAUUACAUCAGAAAUGCCCGUGCCAUCGCCAUCGCCUGGGCCAUUUUUACCCUCUGCUUCUUCAUCAUAGUUUUGGUGGUGUUUGUUCAGCCAUACUGGCUCGGGGACGGACCCAAUGCCAAUGGAAUAGGGAACUUUGGACUAUAUCGAUACUGCACGAGUUACAGUACGACAGGUGCUGAGCCAACAACAUGCGAGGGAGGGGUGUUUGAUUUCUCCGGUGUGAGGGGGGCUGAUGGUUUAGUGGUAUCAUCAAUGGUUGCAGCCACUGUCUUCGUAGGUCUUGCUGUUAUUUUCGUGGCCUUAUCCAUUAUUUCCAUGCUCCUCUUUCUCUGUAAAGGCCCAUUCAAGACGGGUACAGUGUUCGCCAUUUGCGGAGUUUUCCAGUUACUUUCAGGCAUCUGUCUACUCCUUGGAAUUCUUAUAUAUCCAAGUGGCUGGAGUCAACACUCUGCCUAUAAAGCUCUUUGUCAGGAUUCUAUCAGUUAUACAGACACCAAGGGAUGUGAAUUACGAUGGGUCUUCUUCCUGGCCAUCAUCGCUGUCUUUGAUGCCUUUAUAUUGGCCAUACUAGCCUUCAUCCUUGCCAGUAAGCAAGGCAAACUCUACAUGGACAUGCACUUCUCUGACUACUACAAGAAUGGCAAAAGUAAUGGUGUCCAGCCAAAACCGAAGAAGCAUGGAACAGUCAACUCUACCAUCUUCAACACCUACCCAGCUGUGCGUGAGAACAACCGACCCCGCAUCAACGGAUCAGCAAGCAGAGACAACACGGAUGGAACCAACAGCAUCCCAAGGGUUGAAGAUGAUCUUUACGCUCAGCGUUAAGAGGUGGAUCGGACUCCCAUGUUGUCAGCCAGCAGGUUACACCUGACAACUCGAGAUCAAGAUUUGUCACCUAAUAUCUCGUGACUGAUGUCGUCAGAACAGAUUCCAAGCCCUUUAGAUAUACUUUGAAGAAUCAUCAUAUAUGUAAUUCUGUGAGAUGGUGUUGAAUAUGCAAGGAUGAUUAAAAUAAAAUAAUAAAAGUGUAGGCUUUGUGGAGAUUGCACUAUACUUAAAGAACUAUAGUCUUCUACAAUAUGCUUGCCAUGUAUUAUCAUGUAAAUAGUGUAAGUGUUAAAAUGAAGGGCAAGUUCAAGUGCAUUUUAAUAAAGAAAAAUAAUGUUAGCCAUGCAUCGACAUCGAAUAUACCAUUUCGAUUCAUAUUUUAGUCUUAUUAGCUACAAAUCACAUUUAAAAUGUUUUUUUAAGGUUAUAUUACAUCUCAUAUAUAAUCAGGAACGAAUGCAAUUAAUUGAUUAUUAUAAUUAAUUUAAUUAACCAUAAUAAUUAUCCAGUAUGACUCUUUUAAUAUACAGGUUGUUAGAAAAAAGUGGUGAUUGAAAAAAAAAAUAUUGUCCAUGAUUAAACCAUAAAAUAUUGUAAUCAUAUUAUUCAGAUAAAGAACAUGUUUAUAAGACGUGUUUUGUUAAUACAGACUUUUGUUCUUACGAUUAUACAGUACGGCUGCAAUGAUCAUGUUAUCAUGUUUAUAUGGUACUUGACAAAACGGAGGAAAGUAGGACCAUUUAGAGAGAAAAAAGUUUUCUUAUGUCACUAGAUCGAAGGUGUAAGUUAAAAAAAUGUGUAAAAACUGUAUUAUCUAAAUGUAUUUGCUGAAAUUUAUAUAAUAUAUAUCACAUGCACUGUGUAUUGGUUAUACCGAGGACCAUUUACAUAAAUUAUAUAGAGACGAAGAUGUGCCUAUUUUAUAAUUCUGUUAUUAGUGAGCACGUUUCAUUUCUUCACGUAUAUUCAAUUGUUUUCGUAAAUUCUAAUGCUGUAUAAUAUUUUUUUAUACUCUAAGAUUGUUUUGUAAUUCACAAUGUUAAGAUAUUACCGUUAAAUUAUUGUGUAUAUUUUGUUUUGUUUGUCUUCAUAUAUUCAUCAACACAACAGGUUGAUUUUGACAGAGUAAAACUUAAUGAGAUAAGCAUGUCGCAGAAAAUUUAUUUAUUCAAUGGUUAGAGUGGACUCAGCUAUUAUUAUAUACACAGCCCGGAAAACAGCUGGUAGACUAGUAGUUCUCUUUCCAUAACCUCUCUUUUAGCGAUUUAUUAUUUUCUUUGUUUUCCGAUAAUAGAGCACAAUUCAUGAUUUACCGAUGUGCCGGAAGGCCCAGAACGGGGGCUUUCUGUUCCAUUAAUUUUUCUUUGAUUCCCAUGGGGUCUGUAUGAAUACAAUUCACGUGAAUUUAGAGGGAAAUGAAAAACUUUAAAUGUUCGUAGCCUUAUCUAUUAUUAUGUGCUUUAUUGAUGCUCGAAGACCCCUAUAGAAAUAUUAUCUCGAUAGGAAUUUAAGAGGGGUUUUAAAGAACAAAGGUUGGUCCUUAUAUUCUGCCUCCGCCUAUUUACAAUGAUAACUCACAUGAUUACGGAAUUAUAAUGAUACACACACUUCAAUAAAAUAUAUACCUUAAAAUCUAUCUUAUUAUGUACAUGUACAAACAUUGGGGAAACCCAGUUCUUAAUGAGAAGAAGUUAGGGUCUAAAGAGUACGACAAAACUGUACAUUAAAUAAAUGUUUUGCUAAGUGAUAAGGGGAUUGAUUGUUCAUAAUGCAGUAAGAUUUCAAUUUCAUUUAGCAUGUAGUAUAUAUUUUUUCAGUGAAAAUCACUUGAAUUUCAUGAAUUGUUCCCCAGAUUAUAUUGUAGAAAUAGAGUAGGUUGUAUCAGAAUAUAAAAUAAACAUAAUAACGAUCAUGAAAUAGUGUGCACCAAAAUUGAUCCUUCGUAUAUAUAUAUUCAUGUAAUAAUUUUUCAACUGAAUGUCUAAGCUCACAGUUCAAGUAUAGUGUAAAUAAUUCAUAUUCUUUAUGUAAAGUUCAAUUGGUUGCAUAGGGGUUUUAGCCGUUUUAUUUCUUUUUGAUAUGGACCAUGAACAGUAAUAUAACCUCGCCUUCUAUCUACUCAUUAGUUUGCUGGGGGAAAUGUCGUGCCUCCAAUAAAACAUUUGUUACCCUCAUAUUUCAUGGUAUUUUCUUGGUCGACAAUAGCUUCAUUGUAUGUACACGUUCAAUGAAAACUGUAAUCCAAUUCGAUACCUGAUAUAUUUCUUCCCUUUCUUCACAUCAAUCUAAACCCUAUCGAGCAGCAAUCUCAAGAAUGGAAUGACGUGCAAACCAUUUAUUAACCAACGACCUGCUUGUACUUUUUAUACACACGUGUAAUGUAUAUAUUUAAAAAAUAUAUUUAUCAAGGAUAGAUUGUGAUGUAGAAAUUUCACAUUAUUGAGAAAUAAAAUUUCAGAAAGUUUGAUGCUUUGUAAA